UACCUGCCAUGAAGGGGAGCAGCGCCCUCCUGCUAGCGUCCCUCACCUUGCUCUGCACCUGUGGGCUGGCCACAGGGGAGGACAGCGACGAGGUAUUCAUGGCCUUCCUGCAAACGCUGCUGGUGGGGUCUACCGAGGAGCUCUAUGAGGGGCCCCUGAGCAAGUAUGACAUCAAUGAAGAUGCCAAGGCAGCGAUGACUGAGCUCAAGUCCUGCAUAGAUGGCCUGCAGCCCGUGCACAAGGAGGAGCUGGUCAAGCUGCUGGUGCAAGUGCUGGGCAGUCAGGAUGAUGCCUAAUGGACCCCAGACGUGGCUCCAAGCAGCCAUAGGACCAGCUGCGCAGCAGCCAUGACGAUAACACCCUGUGACUUUCCUGUGCAUGAAUUUAUCCUCAAGCCAUCCAAUCAAUAAAGCCUCCUGUAGUUCA
Messenger RNA from Hippopotamus amphibius kiboko, 426 nucleotides. RefSeq names its product secretoglobin family 1C member 1 (gene SCGB1C1). The transcript has 3 exons. The coding region runs from base 9 to 296 and encodes 95 amino acids. The record is from RefSeq and is a predicted model, not a curated record. NCBI's taxonomy places the organism in Eukaryota, Metazoa, Chordata, Mammalia, Artiodactyla, Hippopotamidae.